Molecule: messenger RNA, 4293 nt
Organism: Oncorhynchus masou masou (cherry salmon)
Lineage: Eukaryota; Metazoa; Chordata; Actinopteri; Salmoniformes; Salmonidae
Product: target of Nesh-SH3-like
Biological process (GO): extracellular matrix organization; positive regulation of cell-substrate adhesion
Molecular function (GO): protein binding
Source: RefSeq, a predicted model, not a curated record
AUGAAAAACAUUGACAGUGAGAGUCAGAACAUGAAGGUGAGGAUCAACGCUACAGGCGACACCAUUGUGAUGAAGUUUGAUAACGCUGACACCAAGCUGGAGGGCUACAUCCUGGGCUACGGCAGCAGCAUGUUCUCUAAACAGUUCAUCCAACUCCCAGAGAACGGACUGCCCUACGAGACCGAGAUCGAUGCAGAGCCCAAGUACCUGAUUGCUGUCCAGCCCGUCCCAGUUAACAAUGUGAAGAAACAGUGCACAGGCAAGGUGAACCUGGAGAAGCCACUGCACCUGGUGAGCAGGUCAUGUGACCCCCACAGAGAACCGGAAUGGACUCAACAGACCUGCCCCUCCAGCGACAUGGUCAUCGAUAACCUGAAGCCCAACACGGCCUACGAGUUUGGUGUCCGACCCAACAACGAAGAACGCAGUGGAGUGUGGAGCAAGCCAGUUAUCCACAACACCAACAUGGCUGUCCAUAACAGGAGCCAGGGCAGAACCCUCUUCAGGACCCCAAUGGCUCCAAGGACCACCUUCGCCCCAACCUCGACCAAUAGACAGCACGUCCUGUCCACUCCAAGACCCACAAUGCCUCUGGGGCAGAACGAGCCAACCGGACGAGCAGACCAGAUCAAAUCUGCCUCCUCUCUCUCCGUGGACAUCACCCGUGCCGCCCCCACCAUCCCCUGUGCCUCCCCAACUGUCCCCCGUGCCUCCCCAACCAUCCCCCGUGCUUCCUCCACCGUCCCCCUUGCCUCCCCCACCAUCCCCCGUGCCUCCCCAACCGUCCCCCGUGCUUCCUCCACUGUCCCCCUAGCCUCCCCCACCCUCCCCUUACCCUCCCCCACCCUUCCCCAUGCCCCCCAGCUCCUGCCCUCCCCCACCCUUCCCCUGGCCUCUCCCACGGCCCCUGCGCAUAACCCCCAUCGUAACACCAGACCCCAACAGGCCAGACCCCAAGAAGCCAGACCCAAUCCUGAGCCUCAGGCCCAGCCCCAACUGGCCCAACCCCAACAGGCCAGACCCCAACAAGCCAGACCCCAGCCUGAGCCUCAGGCCCAGCCCCAACAGGCCCAGCCCCAACAGGCCCGACCCCAACAGGCCCAGCCUCAACAGGCCAGACCCCAGCCCGAGACUCAGGCACAGCCUCAGGCCCAGCCCCAACAGGCCAGACCCCAACAGGUCCAGCCUCAGGCCCAACCUCAGGCCCAACCUCAGGCCCAGCCCCAACAGGUCAGACCCCAACAGGUCAGACCCCAACAGGCCAGACCCCAACAGGCCAGACCCCAGCCUGAGACCCAGGCCCAGCCCCAACAGGUCCAGCCUCAGGCCAAGCCUCAGGCCCAACCUCAGGCCCAACCUCAGGCCCAGCCCCAACAGGCCAGACCCCAACCUCAGGCCCAGCCCCAACAGGCCAGACCCCAACAGGCCAGACCCCAGCCAGAGCCUCAGGCCCAGCCCCAACAGGCCAGACCCCAGCCAGAGCCUCAGGCCCAGCCCCAACAGCCUGCUAAGGUCACCCAGAACCUACAGACCCCCACGGCUCCCAGCCAAUAUCAGGUGGGACAACCUCUGCCAAGACCCGCCCUCGCCACUGAGAGGGCAAAUAGUAACACCCGGGGUACCAGCUUCCUGAGACCUUUGACCCCCACCGAUCCUCGCUCUCCUAUAGGGUCUGCCAUUGCCACGGCAGCCAGGAACACAACAUUGCCUCGUGGUCGUGUAGCUCUCUACUCCACCCCUAACGGCAUCAGACCUCUCUCUCUACCCAGGAACAAAAACAUCACCUCCCCCCUCACCUCCGUCACGAGUGAGGCCGACGGGGAGCACCACAAGGGUCUUGCUAUUCCCAAACCUGCAGUCUGGUCCGGAAACCGACUGGGCUCCUCUGCAGUCCUGCGUCCCUCUCUUCCUGUCAACAAGAGGCCCAACCUGGUGGGGAAAACAGGGAACAAGGAUAAGCCUAUAGACCUGAAGCAGGGAGACAAGGCAUCCAUCUUGAAGUCCUUCCCUCUGGUUACGACGAAGCCCUCCAAACAAAAGACCACAACCAUCGCCCCGGCCUUGAACGCCACUCGUAAUGAGCCAGGUGACAACUCUUCUGUGUUCAGCUCUCUGCCUGCUUCGGAAGUGGACGCCUUGGGCAAGAAGCGCUUCGUAGCCCCUCAUGUGCUCUAUAAGACGGACAAGAAGCCAGACGAGCCGUGUUCCAUAACACACUCCCUCAGCUUCUUCCCUGAGGAGGAGGGGGUGGAGCAGAACGUCACCGCACCCCCCCGCUUGUCCCCCUCCAAUGUCACCGUGGUGACCGUGGAGGGAUGCCCCUCCUUCAUCAUCCUGGACUGGGAGAAAACUGACAACGACACCACAGAGUAUGAGGUCAUUUCAAGGACCCAAGGACCAAAUGGAGAAGAGGUGUCCAUCCUGACUACCAACCAGACUCACACUGCUGUGGAGAAUUUAAAACCAGAGAGCAGUUACGAGUUCAAGGUAAAACCCAAGAAUGAGCUUGGAGAAGGGCCUGCCAGUGAGGCGGUGUCGUUCAACACAGAGUCAGCGGACCCUCGGGUGAGUGAGAAUGUCUCAGGUAAAGCUGCUAUAUGGACACAGUUCCCCUUCAAGGCAGAUUCCUACUCGGAGUGUAACGGGAAGCAGUACGUGAAGAGGACCUGGUACCGCAAGUUUGUGGGCAUCCAGCUAUGCAACUCCCUUAGAUACAAAAUCUACAUGAGCGACUCGCUCAACGGCAAGUUCUACAACAUCGGGGACCAGACUGGUCAUGGGGAGGACCACUGCCAGUUUGUAGAUUCUUUCCUGGACGGACGAACAGGCAGCCAGCUACUGGCCGACCAGCUUCCCAGCCGAUCAGGUUUCUACCGGGCUAUGCGCCAGGAACCGGUCAACUUCGGCCAGAUCGGAGGGAACUCGCACGCCACCUAUGUCGGCUGGUACGAGUGCGGAACACCCAUACCUGGGAAAUGGUAAGACCCCUCCACCAAGGAGGUGGCCAGGAAGAUGCCUGACUGGAAGAGGGAUUAUUUUACCAGGCUGAAAGGAGGACUGAGGAGGCCUGAGGGGAGGUGGGCUUCUCUGUUACCAUGGAGAUGCACCUUUCUGACUAUCUAUUUGUCAGAUGGCAACAGCCCACAUUCCAUUGUAUAAAAGUGUACAGGACCAUACUUGUCACGAACUCUGUUAGGCACAUUUGUCAUAUCUCCUUAAAUCUCAUCUCACUAUUUAUCAAUCACGACAACAUGAGAAAAUACUCAACCUGUAAACAAGGAUGAGAAGUUGGUAAAAGGUUUUUCAGAGUGCUUCAUUAAACAUGAACACCGGUAACUGUUGGGAAGCUGGCUCCCGAAAAAUGUAAUAAUGUGUAUGGUUUUAUUUAUCAAGCAGUUGUUAUUCAUGUACCUUGUGGUUUCGAUUGGCCAGUCUAUUAAAAGGGUUGCUACAAAAGCAUUAGUUGUCACUCAUACAGAUACGGUCUAUACUCAAUACCCUUUCUUGAUUGGUCCUGUGGGAUUAACAGUUGCAGUUUGCACAAUAUGAAAGUAUUAAAUAUGUAUAUGUGAAAGAACAAUAUUUCUGAACUACUAUCAAGUCUCAACAUUAAGUUUACAAAGCAAGGCGGUUCCACAGACUAGAAGUGUGUUAAUCACUUGGAAAAACACCUGAAUGGGUUCUUUAGCCAAUGAAUGUCCAAAUAUUAAGUAGAGAUCAUCAGAUACUGGGAUUCACUCAGUUGGAACGAACAGCAUAAGGAUAUGCUUUGUUCUUUCAUCUUCAAUGUUCUAACUUCAACUCAUCUCAAUUUGGAGAAUGAUUGCCAGGAAUCCGUUACGUGGAUGUGGUCCUAAGCUCAUUGCAAGUGACCACAAUUGUCCACCUCUGGGGCGUGUUCAGUGGGGUGCACCAUUGCAGAAUGUUCAGAUGUAAUGUAUUGGGUUUGUAGGAUGAGGAAUUGUGUCAGUUCUAUACGUUACAUUUCUACCUACAACAUUUAGAACAUUUCCCCUCACUGACGAAACUCUUUGUUUUUAGCCUUGGAAUGUUUUCUACAGUUUUGUUAGCACAACCUGUUCGUCUGAGUUAUAUUAUAUAACAUGUACAUAAAGGCUUCUUUUUAGUGUGGAAAUAAACAAACAAAGAUUACAUUUAACAUUUUGUACAGUUGCUCAAAAUUGGCUGCAGUUGUAUUUUCAACCCAAUUCUUUGGGAGAAAGUGUUUAUAGAUUGUUCCAGAUAUGUACAACCAUUUCUGUAUCUAUUUUCAACAAUAAAUCCUUAAGUAUG